UCGAUUAAUAUUCAAAGUGUUAGCCAUCAAAAACAAAUCUGUUGUUGACGCAUGCGUUUCCGAUUCUUUUGCAUGAACGUAAUGUAUUUACAAUUUCAGCGGAACAACUCGCUAUUGUCAAUAUGCUUUUCUCCGAUAAAAACAGUAGGAGAUGUGAAUUAAGGGAGUUCCGUUUUUCACGUGUAGGGAGGAGUGAUAAAUCUGAAGUUGUGCGUAAAAAUAAUUUUUCCCUCAAACGUGUAAUAAUCAGUAUCAUAUCAAAAUUAGCUCGGUUUUGUUGUGUAGUAUAGUUAUAAAAAUUAUUUCGCUCAUAAAAUAUUUUCGAUGAAUAAAUGAUAAAAACGAGAUAGUAGCCAUAAAUUUUAUUAUACAUGUCAUUUUCUUGAACUAGGUUCUCAUUCCUCUUUUGACACAUGAUUUCUUUGAUCAGCAUCGGGAUAGAAAACCUAAAAAAUGAAAUAAAAUUACAAGGCCAUAAGUAUUGAGAAAACGAUAAAAAAUGAUAAUUUCCACAGUUCUACAGGGGAUAAUUACAACAUGUCAGCACACAGAAAAACUGUACUUGGCUCACGGCGGCUGAUGUUAAGAGACCACGCCGUCAUUUGCGGAUUUACCCGUCCAUAAAGCACUGGACAUAAUUAUAGUCUGUCGCCAUCCGCGUAUGCAUCUUCCCUUGGUCCACUCGUAGGGAAUUAUGACAGGAUUUGUAUUACAGAAAAUCGUAGCUUCAAGGAUGUCAUCGUCUUCUAACUUAAUCAGGUAGAAGGGGAGAAAUUGGAUGCAGACAAUUAAAUAAAUAUUUUCAUUAGAAAAGGGAGAUCAGGACGAAAUGCACGCUUGAACUCUUGCCAUGUUGUUCUUAGAUUUUUAUCAGCAAAUAAAAUUUGUAUAAAACUUCUUUUUUUAUUGCGCACAUUAAGCCUACUCACGGUCACGUCAGAAGAAACUUUCCAAUUCUUGGAGCAUAUAAUUGAGUUAAUUGAUAAAAAAGAAAUCUUUGGACCAAAUGAAGUGCCAGGUUACACUGAAUCGUUUAAAUGUUCCAAGUUGUGAGCAGGAAUAUUUCUUAAAAAUGAACACCUCCAAUCAAUAAGGAUCAAGUAACGAGAACAAAAUAAAAGAUCGUUAGGCGAACAGCGAAAACAUUAGAGCCCGUCAUAUUCUCCGCUAGGACCACAAUCGACGGAACACGCCGUAGUCGCGCGUAUUCCAGAGAGCGAACUCCCCCGACAGAUAAACCAGGAACACUAGCCAUAACCCCCCUACACAAACCACUUAUUUUGGUGAAAAGCAUCUACCAGUGAAAGAUCUUAUGAUUAAACUGUAAUGGAAAGAAAUUCCAGUGGUGAUGUUGUGAACGGGACCUCCAUUUCUUUCCCUGACCUGAAGCACGACAUUGACAUUAUAGUGGUGUAUUCCGUGGCUUACUCUCUCAUAUUUCUGUUUGCUCUGUUGGGGAACCUUACUGUUAUUGCAGUCGUGGUCAGACAUCGAUGGAUGCACACCAAGACCAACUUUUUCAUCGUAAACCUCGCCGUGGCAGACCUAUUGGUCGCACUGGUCGUUAUGCCAAUCAAUACAAUGAUUAAUAUAUUCUUAGACUGGCGGUAUGGUGCAGUGCUGUGUAAGUUGACGCCUUUUCUUCAAGGAAUCUCCGUCUGUGCCUCGGUGAAUACUUUGGCAGCCAUAGCGAUUGACAGGUGCCUGGCCAUAUGUUAUCCUUUAAGCUACAAAAUAACAUGGAGAACUUGUAAAAUAAUAAUGUGCGGCAUCUGGACUUUCAGCGUGGUCUUGAUGAUACCGUACCUAGUGGUUUAUAACUUGGAACUGUACAGUUCCCACCCGGAUCUGACAUACGUCUGUUCACCGAGGUGGCCGUCCACGACGUUUGAGACAAUCUACUUCCUGGCUGGUUCUUUAUUGUUUUGUUAUUCCAUUCCUCUGGUGUUGAUUACCACGUGUUAUUGUGUGAUUGGAUAUAAAGUCUGGCACAGGAAAGCGCCGGGUGUGUAUGGAUCUAACGGUAUAAUACACAGGUCCAAAAUAAAAGUGGUCAAGAUGUUGGUAGUCGUGGUGGUACUCUUUGCUGCGUCUUGGUUUCCACUGUGGGUGAUACAGAUAAAAAUGCGAAUGGAUCCACCGUCGAAAGACGACUUCAUUCUAUUUAAUUACGUCAUCCCAAUCUGCCAAUGGCUGGGCUGUGCGAACAGUAGCAUCAAUCCAAUCGUAUACAGUUUGUUCAGUAAAAAAAUUCGCACGAGGAUAAAAACUAUCUUAAUGUGCAAAAAAGCAGCAUACGAAAUUCCACGUCAACUGAGUUCGUACGCCAGUACUAGAUAUGUGUCGGUAGAUUAUACUAAUGGUCACGUGACACUAAGGACUAACGGAUUACAAAAAGAGCGCAAAGCGUCUCGAACAGACAGAUUAUUCAAUAAUGUUUACGACUGAUUUCCGUUAUUGCUGUUUCAUUCUCUGUGAAGUUGUUGAUGCAUAAAAAAUAAUUUUUCAUGAA
Magallana angulata is the source of this 2512-nucleotide messenger RNA. RefSeq names its product neuropeptide SIFamide receptor-like. The transcript has 3 exons. Bases 1327 to 2448 code for a protein of 373 amino acids. Gene Ontology annotation, cellular component: membrane. NCBI's taxonomy places the organism in Eukaryota, Metazoa, Mollusca, Bivalvia, Ostreida, Ostreidae. Gene Ontology annotation, molecular function: peptide binding; G protein-coupled receptor activity. The record is from RefSeq and is a predicted model, not a curated record. Gene Ontology annotation, biological process: G protein-coupled receptor signaling pathway.